Molecule: messenger RNA, 7419 nt
Organism: Pelodiscus sinensis (Chinese soft-shelled turtle)
Lineage: Eukaryota; Metazoa; Chordata; Testudines; Trionychidae
Source: RefSeq, a predicted model, not a curated record
GGUGAGGAGAAGCAGCAGGGAACAUCCUUCUAUAGACUUCAUUCCCUGAAUCUCAGCUGGAAAUGUUUUCCAAGAAGGGGACUGACACUAUAAAAAGGGGGGUCAAAAACCCCAAGGGAGCUUCCCCUCCUCCCUGCUCUUUUAUUCACUGCAUCACAAAGGACAAAGGAAGCAGACUUUGAACUGGAGAAGUGAUGCCCAGAGAUGCCAAAUGGUGAAAUACAGCUAAGAAGAGGUAUUAAGCAAUCAGGACAGGAGGAUCACAAAUCCUGAGACUACUGAUAUACAGAAUUAAAUGGAAAAAGUCAACAACAGACACGGGAAAUAAUAAGUAGGAUAACUGCAGGCAUUAACAUGGUAAUGGAAUGCAUUCAUUUCCCAGGUAAAUUAGUCACUGUGCCAAAGACAGCAAUGCUCAGCCAAUUAUAUACCUGUAAAAGGGAAAAAGAGUGAGAAAAAUGUCAAAGGUAAAAGGAAAAACAAAGAAGAAAAUGUGUUUGAAGAAGAAAAAGAGAGCAGGAAAAACUGCAGCAGAAUAAUAAAAAUACACUCUGCCCCAGUAAAAUGACUUAUGUUCUACUUCCUCAGGAGACUUGCUGUUCUAAAAUGCAUGUAGAUGGUGGCUAGUACAACAGCAUCCCUGCCUUAGAAAAGAAACACACACGGUCAAAUUAUUUUAAAAAAUAAUCAAACUGAUCUAGACUGGGACCGACAGGAGUACAACUGCAGGAGGAAAACAUCCCAGGAAGAGUAAAAUGAACACAAGCACAUAAAUGUGUCUGCAUAGUGCAUUAUAUAAUCUGUGUGCAGUACAGCACGGAAGACAAGGAACCCAUUCAGCAGCACAGCUUCUUAUCCGACGAGACCUAUCUUGCGACCAGCGGAAGAGCAAGAGAAAGGAGAGAAAGCGAAGCGCUGCAGUGAGCGUGGUUCCAGCGCUGCUUUUCCCCUCCCUAAGCAGCAGCGCUUUCCCCAUUGGAGAACACGUGUGACAAUUCAGGCUCUGCCUUCCAAAAGGGCCAAUCCCGGAGUACAGUGCCUCUGCAAGCUAGCAAGCGCCUCAGCCAGCUGUGCUCUCCAGUGUGGUCCUCCUUUCAGUGCAAAGAUAGCUGUACCCCCACCUUCUGUUGACUUGGAAACAAGCUCUCUACCUCCGACUCCUCCCACUACAGCCAACCAGAAACUCCCCCCCACCCCGUGCUGUCUUCUGUGUGAUCACUAAACACCUCCCUGUCUCACACCAGGGGACCACGGGACACAGACGAGUGCUUCUGGUUUUUUUUUUUUAAGGAAGAAAAUGAGUAAAAAGCAAAUUUUCUCCCUCAGAUGGGCUUUUGGUCUAAUGCCUCUGCAGCUGCUGUCCAGCCUCUCCCUGUGAAGGCUAGUGACUGAUGUGAAACAGGGCCACAGGAGAGACGAGGAAGCUCUAGUGGAUGUGAACAUUUGUACUGGUGAAUUGAAGAGGUGGUGGCUGCCUGCUUGCCUGGCUGUGAGGAGGUGGAGAGUGCAGAUUCACGGGUCUGAACUGGAUCAGCCUCCCAAAGUGGGUGGAGAAACAAAACAAAUACAACAAAAUCAUACCAGACCUUCAGCUGUAAUUAACAGCAUCACCACAGCAACCAGAAAAUACAAUUAAAAGACAGGUUGGACUAAAGCGGAGCAUAUCAAGGUGCAGCUCCUUACCUUUGGACAGAAAACAGCAAAAUAAUUAUGCAGAAGAGAAAAGAAUAUUUGACUGAUCCAGCCACACUCUGGAAUAGGGAAGUGUCCUUUCAUUAACAGGAAUGUGCCACUGUUUAUUCACAAGAAAGGGGAGUGCCAUGCAAUCUACUGAGGAGACUAUCUGUCUGUGCUUGAAUUUUUACAUUUGUUUACACCCCUGCUGGGAUUGAACUAGUUGGUACAGUCCUAUUGGCCCAUCAGGUAUUGGAUAGUGAUUUUUUUCCCCCACAGGGUGCACCUGGCACGAGAAUUGAAAGAUAUUCCAGCUCUUGCUCAGAGACAGACAACACGAGAGAGAUAAUCUCCAGUUCUCCUCUUCUGCUACUGUCUGCUAUACCAUGGGAUGUAGGCAAAGCUCUGAGGAGAAAGAGGCAGCGCGGCGGUCCCGCAGGAUUGAUCGCCACCUGCGCUCUGAGAGUCAGCGACAACGACGUGAGAUCAAGCUCCUACUCCUGGGUACAAGCAACUCUGGCAAGAGUACUAUUGUCAAGCAAAUGAAAAUCAUUCACAGUGGUGGCUUUAACUUGGAGGCUUGCAAGGAAUACAAACCUCUGAUUAUCUAUAAUGCCAUUGACUCCCUCACACGCAUCAUUCGUGCGCUAGCCACUCUUAAGAUAGAGUUCCACAAUCCUGACAGGGCCUAUGAUGCCGUGCAGCUUUUUGCCCUGACAGGCCCAGCUGAAAGCAAAGGAGAGAUUACACCUGAGCUUCUAGGAGUCAUGAAGCGGCUCUGGGCAGACCCCGGUGUGCAGGACUGCUUUUGCCGAUCCAAUGAGUACCACCUAGAGGAUAAUGCGGCAUACUAUUUAAAUGACCUAGAAAGGAUUGCAGCACUGGACUACAUCCCUACAGUGGAAGAUAUUCUGCGUUCUCGGGAUAUGACCACAGGGAUUGUGGAAAAUAAAUUUACCUUCAAAGAGCUGACUUUCAAAAUGGUGGAUGUGGGUGGACAAAGGUCUGAGCGCAAAAAAUGGAUCCACUGCUUUGAAGGGGUUACAGCAAUAAUUUUCUGUGUGGAGCUGAGUGGAUAUGACUUGAAGCUAUAUGAGGAUAACCAAACGCCUCAGAAAUGGACAAGAUGGUUCAGAAACAAUUAAAUGUGUUGGUAGGAAUAUUUAAGAAUUCCUAUAGCUCCCUACUUGCCUAUAUUCCAAUUUAAAAAUAGCUGACCAACACAAGGAACUAAAAUCAACCCCUACAAAAUCACUGUCUGGAGACAACUAAUUUACUGUUUACCCAAAGGUGCACCAAUUUCUUAUCAUAUCCUUCAGGUAUUGUCAGUUAUUUCACACUGGUGGAUCUUUCCUGUGGCAAGGCAAAUUCUGGAGCUCCCCAGAAUGCUGCAUGCUUUGUUUCUUCACAGUAGAAAGAGUACUUCAAUGAAGGGGGAUCCCAGUAAUUUGCUUUUUGUACAAUAUUUAGAAUCUAACUGUGGUUAGAAAUGUGCAUUUUCACUACUUUUAUUACAGUAAUAUUCUUAAGACAUACUUUCUACCACUCCUCUAACACUCUGUUUGGCAGACUAUUAUGGAAUCUGCUCCUUAUGGAAAUACUCCACUAACUGUAUUAAAUUUCAUAGUCAGUUCAGGUCAGUCAUUUUAUUUUUUUCUUCUGCGUGUAGCAUGCUUGUCAUGCCUGAACUAUGCUAGAGAAUAUCCUGGAUAGAAUUCACGAUAAUGUGAAUUCCUGUGUAUCUGCUCAUACAAUAGGAUCAAAUCCAAGCCCAAUGAUGUGAAGCUACUAAUAGCUGUGUGAUGUUGCUGGACUUCCCAGAUGCUUAAAUGAAACUUUGGUGCUUGGAACACCACCAUGAAGUGGCAAAUAGCACCAAACCCAUCUCUUCCCAUGGUGGGAAUCUAUGAUUUUGUCCCAUGACUGUGAUAUAUAGCAGCCAAGUUCUGGGAAAUAAAAUUGAAAGGGGAAGUGUCUCCUUAACAUUACAGGAAAGUCAGGGAGCUAAAUUUCUCCUUAGUUACAUAACAUCUUCAGUAAAUGAAUGAUUCAUGUGGUUGGUUCUGACUACUUUCUCAGAAAUAGAUCCUUAAACCUGUGAGUCCAUGUAUUCUUCUGGUUGAAGAUGCCUUCCUUCUAAAUUAAUGUUCAUGGGCUCUGUGGGAUGAAGUGAAACUAUUAGGCACCGCACAGGAUUUUUUCCAAGGCAUGAAACUACUUUUCAUGUGCUUCCCACUCCUCUGAAGAGCGCUAUAGCACUUGCCCUGUAGAGUGGAACUCCUCAGACCUUCUCUGCUCACCGCUUUGCAUUGGGCCCAUUUGUCCUCAGCAGUGAUCAGUCAGGUAUUCUUCUAAGAUCUGUAACAACCAAGGGCUAUCAUGUUUAAUGAGGCAUAACACAUGAUCAAGAUUUCUAUGGUUGGGAAUUCCUGGAAUAACUUAAGCAAGAUUUUAAAAAUCUGUAGCAGCUCCUUGAAAAUUGUGUAUUUCCUGCAUGUAGCACGUCAAAUUGUUUAGGCCACUGAAUGAAGGCAAGUUGAUGACAGUACUUCAAACGGUUUAAGGCUUGUUUCUCUAACGUAUUUCAGUUAUUUAUCUGGUGCCACUACAGCCAACUUUUUUAUUUAACAAAAAGAUAAAACUGGUGCAGCAAGCACUUUCCACGAACUUUAUUUCAAUUUUUUGGAAGGGAAACCCACACUACCGGGUAGACAAGAGUCUAAUGGAGUUUCCCUCUUUAUGGAUGUAGCCUAGGUGUUAGAUUAAAGGGCCACCCUUCAUGUAACAGGUAAGAAGGUGGGUUAAAUAUUAUGAUAUGAAAGCUAUUACAAUUAUUGGCACAUUAAACAAAUCACUUAUUGUAAUAACUUUAACACUUUUCAGUGCAGUAUGUGGGGAUUUUAUUGUUUGUUUGUCUUGAUCCUGUUUCUUGUAGAUGUUCCUUCCAUUAAAUAUAUAAAGAAGAAUUGCAAAUACAGCAGAGCUGCCUAGGGCACUUAGCGCUAAGCAAAAUAUUUUCCACAAACAUUUAUUUACUAUUUUUAAAGUUUUGCUUAGGGUGUUUAAACCUCUUUUGUGCUCUCUUUUCAUGAUUCUUAAGAAAAUAAAUUUACUGGCAGGAAAGUUCACUAAACUGAAAUUCAUACUAUUAUUCAAGAAUAUUCCCAUAAACUGAACAUUAAAUACUCAAAAUGAUCUACCAGCUGACAGUCUGCAGACUAAGUUAUUAUUUAGCGCACAGGUGGGAAACUGUUUUUGGUUCAGGGGCUGCUGACAUAUAGAAAAAUCAACUGGCUGCACAAAAGUGAGAAGUAAAAAAAAAGAUACCUCACUGGCAUGGCCGCCAAUUAAGAAGCAGAAAGACACUCCCCACAUUCCCUUCGCACAUCAGAGCCUAGGGAGACUCCGGAUAGUUGAUAUUGUGGGCCUCCUUUGGCUCUGGUGUGGGGCCAAAAAUGAAAGAAUAGGUGUGUAGGAGGGGGGCUACCUGGUAGCAGGCUUGGGGUGUGGCAUCUGGGUGGGAAGGAAGGUGCAGGAGCAGGCUGGGGAUGGGAGAGCUACACAUGGUAGGAUGCAGGAGAUGGAUGAGGUGGGAUGUACAUCAGGCUGGAUCUAUCCCAGCUUGCCUGACUCCAGCCUGCAAGGCUCAGGGCUCCUCCCCCCAGAGUGGAGAACCAGCGCUCCUACUGCAGCCCCGUGGGGAGGGGCUGUGGGGAGCUGCAGGGCUGGAGAACCAGAACUGGCUCCCCAAUGCUGGAGGGAAGCCCUGAACCUUGGGGGGCCGAUCCAGGUGAGCCAGGGGCUGGUUCUGGCCCCCUGGGCCUUAGGUUCCUACCCCUGAUUUAGAGAAUGAUUUUGAACAAUGAAUUUGAGAAAAUGGCUAUAGUUUAUCAAUAAUUCAUAGACAGAAAGUGGCAAAACUAAUGGAAUAGAAGAAAAUUACGAAAUGAGGCCAUUUUGUGCAGAAGUAUUUGGCCCAGAACAAUAAUAUUCAAAACUCACACAAAUAUUGCAUCAGAAAUAAAGGUAUUUAUUUCCUGCAUUUAAUUCAAGUUCUCAAAUGGCUGGGGCAAUAGCUAAAUACAAACAGCAAGCCCUUUAGGAGAUUUAACUGACUUAAAUACAUUUCUACAACCUCAUCUUUUCUGGCUGGUUCUGAAGAAAAACUUUCUUUGGUUUCAACCUGUGAAAUAAAAGCAUUGCUAGAAAAAAGACUUUGGUUAAGAACUAAAAACCUACUUGCAAAAACGCUUCAUGUAAUGUCCUCUCAUUGAACUCCCCAAAUUAUAUUAGGAAUUCAGGCAUAACCCAAAGUGGCUCACAGGUAGUCUUCCUAUGAAUCCAUCUCAAAUAAAUCCAACAAAGCUCUUGUGAAAGUUGAACCAGCUGCUCUCAGUUCCUUUAAAGUCUCUACUUUGCCACAAUUCCCAACUAUAUGCAGAGUUAUUCAUUUUGAUAAGAACUGGGAGGGGGAAAAUCUUGUAUUCAUUUUUGCUGUAAUGUGAAUUUCCAUAUAUACAUUUAAGUUUUCUCCAGAUCACAAGGACAUUUUGGUGUGGAGGAAAAUUCAAAUUUAGGCAGUUGCUGAAUGCACAGGAAUCCCGCUGCUAAGUAACAGACCCAAAUCCUUUUAUCAUGACUGUUUAAUGGCAGAAUGGCAAAUCAUCUUUCUCUGUUUAGCAUUAUUCUAUUUUGCUACUGUUAUAUGGUUUCUGGGCUAGUAAUACUUCCCAAGUAUUUUUGUGUCCACCUUUAUUAUGUGAUUCCUACUGGGGAAGUGUUAGAGGCAUUAGGUUUUUCUGACAGUGCAUAAGAGUGGUGGGAAGUAGAGCCACUGCUGGUGGCCACAGAAACGGUCUUAACUGGAUAGAUAGUGCUGGCCUGUAGAGGCAGUUGAAUUUAUGAAAUAAUACCCUUUUUGUGUAAAGAUGGAGAAAAUGUGUGAUAAAUUGUAAAUCGCAAUUAAACAAUAUUUUUUUAUAAGCCAUAGGAUAGCAUUGCUUUUUAAUUUUAUUGACGACUCAAAGAGCUAGGCAAACAGAUUUAGGCAUCAUAGUUGCUUCAUGUGUACAAUAGCUGGAACAAACAUAUCUGGUAAAGUGUGUCACAGUGUGUAACACUAUAUUAGCCCAGGGAAACAGUAAUUGUAAGGGAGAAAUGAGCUGGUAUUGGCAUCAGUUCUGACAACCAUUUCCAAGAAGGCAAAACCUCCAAAUUGACUACAGGAUGGUCCAGAGUCCGUGAAAGCUGGUCAUCUGCUUUAAGAGUUAGCUUUUGUACUUUUUUCUAUGCAUGUAACGUUUAGAACUCAGUGUUCAAACUAAGGAGCCUUUACUGAAGAACCAAAUCCUGCAUUUGGACAUUCAAAUUGGCACUUAAUAUCGUUCUCUCUCUCUUUCUCUUUCUCUCAGCCUCUUUUAUGCACAUACUUGCAAUUUUGAGUGCUCACAUUAAAUAUUUGGGAUACCCAGGUUAGGUGCCCCGAAUAGAAAAUAGGUUUCCUGUCAUCAGUGCAUUUAUUAGUAUGUAUUCAAUGCUUCCUUUAAGGCAGGUUCCUGCAGUUUUUAACCAAUUAGGCACGAAGUCCAUAAUACAUUCUGUUACCUUUUCGGAAGGUAAAAUUUCAGGUUUUUCCCUUUCCCUUUUCCCUUUUCUCUGGGAAUAAUCUUAAAAUAACUCAGUUCUGAAGAUUUGCUGUUUAAAAAUGUCUGUGAAAAUGUACAGGCAGUCCCCGGGUUACGUACA